Triplophysa rosa is the source of this 7813-nucleotide messenger RNA. RefSeq names its product myosin, light chain kinase a (gene mylka). The record is from RefSeq and is a predicted model, not a curated record. Gene Ontology annotation, molecular function: protein kinase activity; protein binding; ATP binding. The coding region runs from base 1832 to 7255 and encodes 1807 amino acids. Gene Ontology annotation, biological process: protein phosphorylation. The transcript has 32 exons. NCBI's taxonomy places the organism in Eukaryota, Metazoa, Chordata, Actinopteri, Cypriniformes, Nemacheilidae.
UUCGCUAAUGCCUUAGCAGUGCUUGCAUUCGCAUUUAUAGGGCUGUUCUGGACUUUGACAGAAUGUGCUACUGGUCAGUCCGCCCCUGCUUGUGUGGGACAAUGUAGGACACAUAAUGUUUAUCUAGUGGAAUGAAAAAUAUUGGUAUAUUUUUAUGUUUUUUACUGAUCUAUUAUUAUUAUGUCCUAUUAAUUAUAAUGCAUGUUAAGCUGUGCUGCAACAAUGAGACUUGUGAAAAGCGUUAUAUAAAGCCUCUUAAUGGUCAAGAGGGGAAAAUGCCGUGCGGUACAACACAAAGCGGAUCGGGGGGUCACCCUAUUGUUUAUAUACCGCAGUAUAUACAGUAGUAAACAACUACUCCUUCAUAUUCACUCAUUCCUCAGUGAGCAGAACCAACAAAGUGAUGAUGUUAAAGUAGGCAUUGCUGUUGUGUGUACGAUCAGUCAUAUAAAAGCGAAUUUGCCCAUGUGAUAUCACAAAUUCAGCAAUACUGAAAUGGACUGUAUUUGGAGCUUGACUACAAAAAUGCCUUUUUGUUGAUGAGGAGGGAGGAUGUUUUAAGCGCAGGAAGUAUUAAAGAGACCACCCCUUUAAAGUAUGACAGUCACGUGUGUUUGGAUUGACAUGGAGGUGGGUAAAUGAUAACAGAUUUACGUUUUUAAGAGAGCUAGAGCCUCAAAUGCAGGGAAAAAAGUCUCUAUCGUUCAAUCUCUCAGGCAGAUGUUUUGUCUAGUGUUUGGUUUGGGGCUUUGCUCUCAGAGAUUGUUUACUUUGUGCUUCCUCUGGGCGCUCUGUGUCGCUCCGUGUGCAGCCGCUGCGCCUCCUCUUACUGGAACGCACUUACGGAUAAGACCCUCCACACGCCCAAUGUUUACCAUAAACAACCAAGUAACAGACACGGCUAGACAGAACACAUCUGGUGACAUUUUUCAAAGUGAAUUGUACAGAAUGCUCGACUGUCAGUGAUUUGUAAUAUCAAGACGAUAUUUCUUUGCUUCCGCUAGGUGGCGCAUCAGUUGCCUCAGUAAGAUUCAAUAAUGACACACAUCAUAGGAUUAAUGGUUUUGUGCAUGGGUUCGGUGCACAGUUUCUGGUCACGUUACGUUCUUAUGUUAUAAAGUCCAUUAUAUUAGUUUCCUUCCGUUUUUCUGGUCUGUUGUGACUCAAGCAGAAAGGUGUUUAAUGCAUUUAUAGCCUAACUCAUAAUAAUCCAAACAAAUUGGCCCUUCCAUGCGGUUACAGAUGCUUUAUAGUCUGCUGUGAAGCAAGAUCCGAAAGGAUUGUCCCAUUUCUUACAGUGUCUUUAAGCCGAAGGCAACGGGGUCCUUCGCUGAAAGUCUGGUAGCCAAUCAGUGUCACUUGCAUACACAGAGCCAGAUGUCGGUCUUGUGUAGUGGGCAGUUGUGUUGUAUAGGGACUUGUUAAAUACCUGCCUUAGAUCGGCCUUUAUGGGCUGUAUCUUCCUCAACAGAACAUACUGUAUGAUGAGCUGGUACAGGAGGACGUUAUGCAGCUGAUGAUCAGAAUGGAUCGAUGUAUGCACAUCCUUAGGUUGUAAUAGAAAAACAGAAAUGCGGUGAAGCAGACGUGACAAUUUUUUUGUUCAGUGUGUAGUCCUCCGCCUUCUCCCCUAUAACCCUGUGACCAAUGAGCGCACUCCCAGCCUGUGAUGUUAGGAUCCAUGCCAGCUCGUUCAGUGCAGACAGGGAAAACACUCGGAGCGGAUCAGAGCGAGGACAGCCGGUCUGGAGACACUCAGCAGCGCGUCCAGCUGAACUCCUGUGAAUGACAGACGAGCAGCAGACCAUCUUCAACACUGCAGUCUGGAGUGAUGGGCGAUGUUCAGUUUGCCACUGGCUCUCAUGUCUCGAAGACGAGUCUUACUCUGGGACAAGGUCUCUCCAGCAGAGAAGCCCCUGUUUUUACCCUCCCGCCACGUAAUACCCGAGUCAGCCAGGGAGGUAUCGCACGCCUCGAAGGCAAGGUGCGUGGUCAUCCAGAGCCCCAGGUGUGCUGGUUUCGAAAUGGGAAGCUGUUGAUGUCUAGCGAUCGCUACUCCAUGGAACAAAGUGCACGUGGAACCUUCAGUUUACUGGUUCGGGAGGUUCAGAAUGAUGAUGGUGGACGUUACACUUGCGAGGCGGUCAAUGACGCUGGAAACUGUCAGGUUACCGUGGAGAUCAUUGUCGAAGGAAACACAGGAAAGAAAUACAAUCUUCCCUCCUCCAGUAGAAUAGGUGGCUCAAUGGGUGUUCCGGCAGUAGAAAACAGACCCAGUAUCUGGGGCGAAAGCCCCCCAAAGUUUGUGACUAAACCUUCACGUCUGUAUCUCAAAAUUGGACAGAGUGGCAAGUUCUCAGUCAAGAUCACAGGACGACCACAGCCACUGGUGCAGUGGUACAAGGGUGAAGAGAAGAUCCAGAUGUCAGAUCACUAUAACACGUUUGAGCGCUCGGGAAUGCAUUUCCUGGAGAUCUGUCAAGUGUGCUCGGAGGAUGCCGGCAUCUACACCUGCCUGGUGGCCAACAGCGCUGGCAAAGCCUCUGCAACCACUGAACUUAUCGUUCAAGGUACAGACACUGAGGCAGCCAUUGUGACCAAAUGGUCUCAUGAUCUGUCUAAAUCCUCUCUGGCCAAGCACAGUACCAACACCCUGGACGCUGAACAGAAACCUUCAAACACAUUCAUCCAGACAGUAACCACACAUACACGCACAGCUUCAUCCACUACUGCUGCGGCAAGCAUUUUACCUGCGACCAGAACAGAUAGCCCGAAAACAACAUCAUCUCCAGCUUUACAACCCCCCGAAAAAGCCAUCGACGGGAGAUCACUAAUCGUUCAAAAUAUGUCAAAUGUUGUCAGUAUAAAGAGUGGGAAUUCCGAUAAUAAAGAGUCACAUGACAUGAAGAGAGACUCAGAGGUCUUCAGCGCUCCAGGACAGACAUCGAAACCAACCCGAGUACAGUCCAGCAGAGACACCCACACGACGGCCAGAGUGAGCAGGAUGGAUGUCUUUGAAACUCCGCCUAGUUUUGAUUCACAGCCCCGGAGCCAAGAGGUCAUGCAGGGUGAAAAGGUCACUUUCAAUUGUCAAGUGUCUGGGUCACCGUUACCCUCAGUGAGCUGGAUGAAGGAUGGAGUUCCUGUCAGCCAGAGAGCGGGCUUCCGUACAUGGCAAGAGGGCAGUCUGCACUUUCUGUGUCUGGAGAGCGCUCACAUUACAGACGCGGGACUGUAUAGCUGCUCUGCCAUCAACAAAAGAGGAAAGACUGCAGCCCACUGGAGUCUGACAAUCAAGAGUGUGAGGGUGGAGGGCAGGUGUCCGGUGUUCAGCUCUACUCUGACGGACUGUUCUGUAACCGAGGGACAGGAUGUCUGUCUUCAUUGCUCAGUAGAGGGAAGACCCCAGCCUGAGGUCUCCUGGCUCCUCAAUGAUAAGCCCGUGACACAUUUACACACUGUGUAUGAGAAUGGUGAGUGUGAGCUGAGAGUUCAGGCCGCUGUGAUGGAGGACGCUGGUGUGUAUUCAUGUGUGGCAGUGAAUGAUCAUGGUAGAGCUGCGUGUUCUGCCCGUGUGCUGGUUAAAGCUAAACCAGGUGUGAAGAGGUCUUGUGCCCCUCCUGCGGUUAAUGUGAGAAGACCCUCGGCUCCAGUGUUCCUCAAGGGUCUGCAGGAUCUCAGAGUCAUGGACGGCAGUCAGGUCACCAUGACUGUGGAGGUGACAGGAAAUCCUCCCCCUGAGGUGUUGUGGCUGCAUAAUGGAAAAGAGAUCCAGGAGUCCGAGGACUUCCAUUUCGAGAAGAAGGGCUGUCAAUACACUCUCUUCAUACAGGAAGUUUUUCCUGAGGACACCGGCACAUACACCUGCGAGGUGUGGAAUGAAGCUGGAUACGCUCGGACUGAAGCUUCACUCACUGUUCAAGAGCCUCAGGAUGGAGUUCAGCCCUGGUUUAUCACUAAACCUCAGUCCUCUACAACCUGCCUGGGUCAGCACGCUUUGCUGUCCUGCGCCAUCGCUGGUGACCCCUUCCCAUCAUUCCUCUGGAUGAAGAACGGUCAGGUGAUAUCUGGAGGGGGAGACUUUGAGAUCUUACAGAAGGAAGACGUUGUGUCUCUGCUCGUCAGGAAAGUACAGACACAUCAUGCUGGAAACUACGAGAUUCAUCUUAAAAAUAAAGUAGGAGAGUGCAAAUCAGUGGCCACCCUGCACAUCAUUGAGAGCUCUGUGCCAUCUGGUGACGAUUCUCAUAAACGCCAAGAGGUGGAGAGGACUGCUCCGGGCAAGGGAGGACAGAGCGACAGACCUGCCUCACUGUGCUCCGAGCCACUCUGGGACCGUGACGUUCCGGAUUGGGAGGAGAACGAGGCCACCCACGGGCGUCUCAAAAGGCGCGUGGAAACCAAAGAGCAUCGGGAAGACCAGAUCCGACAGCAGGAGGCUGAGCAGAUCGACUUCCGAACCGUUCUGGGCCGCAAGGUCGCCACGAAGAGCGUCUCUGAGGAAGACCUGAAGGAGAUCACUGCUGAGCAGAUGGACUUCAGAGGGAGCCUCCAACGGCAGAUCAAGCCCAAGACCCAGUCGGAAGAAGAGCGGAAGGUCAACUCUCCCCAGCAGGUGGACUUCAGGGCCGUGCUGGGAAAGAAAGGAACCCCGGGAACCCCGAAACCUGCUCCUGGAUCGUUAACAAACACUCAACCCAACAAAAACGAAGUUGUAGACUUUAGGUCAGUGUUAGGAAACAAGAAAAAGCAACAGAGCCAGGAGAGGAACGGAGAAAGGCCACCGUUAAAAGACGGCACGGGAAAGGAAAACGAUGUUAACUGUGUGGAUGGAGGGGUGAAGGAGAAAGCAAGGGCAGGUGGAAGGAAAGAACCAGUUUUUACACAGAAACUGAGUGAUGUGACAGUGCUGGAUGGGGAACGUUUGCAUCUACAGUGCCAACUUUCUUCUGAAUCGCCUGCCAAGGUCACAUGGACCCUUGACGGGAAACUCAUCAAACCAUCGAAAUUCAUUGUUAUUACCAAUGAAGGUGGUCAGUGCUCUCUGUGCAUUGAUAAAGCGCUUCUUGAGGAUGAUGGACAGUAUGUUUGCAGAGCAGAGACAAGCGAGGGCAGGGAAGAGUGUUCCUGUAUGGUCCUAGUGGAUGAUCCCAGUGUCUCCACAUCAGCUGAUAAGCGAAGCAGGAAGCCCUCUACCCCGACCACAGAGAAUGAGGCCAAAAUAAAGAAACCGCAACCGAAAACGCUGCCAAAACAAGGUGCUCCUCCUCAGAUCCUGCAGUUUCCUGAUGAUAUGAAGAUCUUGGCCGGUCAGCAGGUCAAUCUGCUGUGUAAGUUCGCUGGAGCUCCGCCCAUCAGCUGCACCUGGCUCAAGUUCCGCAAACCAAUUCAGGAGGGUCAGGAUGGCAUCUCCAUAAUGAGCGCAGACAGCAGCAGUCAGCUGACCAUCCCAGAAGGACAACAGGAACACUGCGGAUGCUACACAAUUGAGAUCAAAAACAGCUGGGGCGUAAGACAGGCCGCUCUCAAUCUCACUAUAGUCGAUAAGCCUGACCCACCCGCCCGUGUCCCAGCAGCCUCAGACAUCCGUAAAUCCAGCCUUACUCUGUCUUGGUACGGGCCGACGUACGACGGUGGCAGCGCAGUCCAGUCCUACAACCUGGAGAUAUGGAACUCUGUGAAUAAGCAGUGGACAGAUCUGGCAUCCUGUAAUAGCACUUCAUACAACGUGCAGAACCUGCUACCGGACAGACAGUACAUGUUGCGAGUGAGAGCUGUAAAUAUUUAUGGGGUAGGAGAUCCCAGUGCUGAAUCUGAGCCUGUGCAGGUUGGCCAGGAGGCUGAAGAUGAAAAUAAGGAAGAUGAGGCUGAGCGCUCAGAUGAUGAAUCAGAGAAGGUACGAGAAUACAGAAACGUGAUGAUCAGAACAGACGUGAAGGUGAAGGACCUGUAUGAUGUGGAAGACCGAAUGGGCACAGGGAAAUUUGGUACUGUUUUUAAACUAAUAGAGAAGUCUACAAAAAAAGUCUGGGCUGGGAAGUUCAUAAAAGCGUAUUCUGCCAAAGAGAAAGAUAACGUCCGUCAGGAAAUCGCAAUUAUGAACGAUCUUCAUCACUUAAAACUUGUGCAGUGUGUUGAUGCUUUUGAGGGUAAAACAGACAUCGUCAUGGUAUUAGAAAUGAUCUCUGGAGGGGAACUCUUUGACCGGAUCAUAGAUGAGGAUUUUGAGCUGACAGAGAGGGAAGUGAUCAAAUACAUGCUGCAGAUAGUGGAUGGUGUGAACUUUAUCCAUAAGAAAGGCAUCGUCCACCUGGACCUCAAACCUGAGAACAUUAUGUGUGUCAAUAAAACUGGCAGCAAAAUCAAACUCAUUGACUUCGGACUGGCACGUAGACUGGAGAUAGCCGGAUCUCUCAAAGUCUUAUUUGGCACGCCGGAGUUUGUGGCUCCAGAGGUGAUUAACUAUGAGCCCAUCAGUUACGCUACGGACAUGUGGAGUAUUGGAGUUAUCUGCUAUAUACUUGUAAGUGGUUUGUCUCCGUUCAUGGGGGACAAUGAUAAUGAGACGCUCUCUAACGUAACCUCGGCGACGUGGGAUUUUGAAGAUGAAGCGUUUGAUGAGAUCUCGGAUGAGGCCAAAAGCUUCAUUAGCAACUUGCUCAAGAAAGACAUGAAGGCCCGUCUGACCUGUGAUCAGUGUAUUCAGCACCCGUGGCUCAAGCAGGACACAAACAACAUGGAGGCCAAGAAGCUUUCUAAGGAGAGAAUGAAGAAGUACAUCCUGAGGAGAAAAUGGCAGAAAACAGGGCAUGCAGUACGAGCGAUUGGUCGACUUUCUAACAUGGCAUUGAUGGCAGGCGUUCAUGCCAAAAAGGGCUCCCCCACUGAAGUGGAAGAUAGACAGUUUUCUAUUGAAUCGGAGGAGAAGGUUUCAAUGAAACCCACGUUCAGCACUGUUAUUAAAGAUGUUGAGGUGGUGGAGGGCAGUGCUGCACGAUUCGACUGCAAAAUUGAGGGUUACCCUGACCCAGAGGUGGUGUGGUUUAAGGACGACCAGCCGAUUAAAGAGACACGUCAUUUUCAAAUCGAUUAUGAUGAAGAUGGAAACUGCAGUCUGGUCAUUUCUGAGGUCAGUGGUGAGGAUGAUGCAAAAUACACCUGCAAGGCCAUGAACAGCGUCGGAGAAGCAACCUGCACUGCUGAACUCAUCGUAGAGGUGAUGGAUGGAGAAGAGGAGGAAGAGGAAGAAGAAUAAGUGGUACUUCGGUUAAAAAAACGUUUCUCUCUUUCUUUGGUUAGUCUCACUGUCUUUUGGAUAAUGACAAUGAUGAUGAGGAUGAAGAAGACCUCUAUCACCUCGCGCAGCGAUUCUUUUAUUGCACUUCGAAUUCUUAGGUUUGUUUGUUUUGUGUUAAAACAGUCAAGGUCAGAUAUCUGAUUAUCACAUGACCCUAGCGUUUCACACAUUCCAUCGGUUACUUUUAUUUUAUUUUAAGUUUUUCCAACCAGACAAAACAAAACUUAACUAAACUCACAUGUGUGUUUGUGUGAGAUAAUGUUUUAAAUAAGUGUUAUUUAAGCACACACUAUUUAAGCAAGGUUGUGUGUUUUCAUUUGAAGACCUUUUCCUCAUUUUCACCUGUGACAACUGCACUUAUCAGAGAUUUGUAUACAUGUUAUUAGUAAUGUCUAUAGGUUGGAUUUCUCUAUUUUUACAGUAGGCCUAUGUACCAGUUUGAAGAAGUGCAGACUGCAUUGUAAUGAGAACACUACAAAUGUUGUUAUUCACAUUUAAAGAAUAAAUUUUUUAUCA